AUGGAUUCUAAUGGUCAACAAUCUGAAAGUCUUAAGGAUAACAAAUCUAUGGAAAAUGAAAAACUAGUUUAUAAUCAACUCAUGAGAGGUAAGACACCCGAAGAUAUUAAGGAACAGUGUUUACAGUUAUGUCAGGACUAUAUUGCCGGUGAUUGGAUCAGACAGACAGUCGAAACCAUUGAAGUUAAGCGAAUUACCGGUGGUUUAACUAAUCAAUUAUAUAAAUGUUCAAUCAUUACACCCGAGGCUAACACUACAGUUACCAAUAUUGUUGCUAUACGUAUAUAUGGUAUCAAAUGGACGGAAAAUAAUGUCUAUGAAGACAAUGCAAGGCUAAGUGAUAUAAUUGUAUCGGUGAUGGUUUCGGAGAAAAAGUUGGGACCAAAAUUGUUGGGUAUUUUUAACGGCGGAGAAAUCAGUUAUUUUUAUAAUCACCGAUACUUCAAACUUGAAGAACAAAAUGAUGUAAAACUUGUCGAAGAAUUGUUCCAAAAGAUCGCCCGAAUUCAUGCCAUGAAUGUACCGAUAAAGAGAAAGCAUUGGAUGAUCAAUGAAAUGGAAGAUAACUACAAAAAAGUUAAAAAUCAAUCGUCUAUUACUCAACUAAUUGAUGAAUUAAAUUGCGAAACACUUAAAACAGUUGAUAUAAGUAAUGAAAUCAAUUGGAUUAAACAUAAAGUUAUUGAAUCGGGAAGUCCUGAGGUUUUUUCCCACAAUGACUUGUGUUGCGCUAAUAUAAUGGUGUUGGAGGACAACGAGUAUAAUAAUAGUGAGGAUCAGUUAUUGAUUUGUGACUAUGAGUACGCACCAUAUAGCUAUAGAGGUCAGGAUUUGGGAUCAACUAUUCUUGAAUGGGGUCGAGACGGGACUGUUAUAGAUACAGACCAUGACUUUAUUGAUGACAAUAUUAUUAAGCAAUUGCUUCUCUAUUACAUCGAUGAAAAUAUCAAAAUUUUCGUGAUGAAAAAUAGUGAAGAUAUUUCAUCUAUUAAUGAAUUAUUUGUGGGAAACACGGAGUUAUAUAGAGGAGAGACACCCAUUGAUAUCAAUGAUCAAUGUUUACAGUUAUGUAAGGAUUAUUUGUCGGGUGAAUGGAUUCAACAAACAGUGGACACUAUUGCUGUCCGACGUAUUACGGGUGGACUUAUGAAUCAAUUAUAUUAUUGCGGUAUAAAUGAUCAAAAUAUAACAUCAAAAGUACCGCAAGAAGUGGCCAUUUUAUUUUACGGCGAAAAGAUUACAAAAGCUAAAGACAAUAAUUAUGAGAGACUUAAUGAUGUUAUAAUUGAUUUGAUGGUAUCUGAAAAUCAAAUUGGUCCUAAAGUUUGUGCACUAUUUGAACAUGGUCAAAUACAACAUUAUUAUCAGCACCGACAGUUCAAACCCGAAGAACAAAAUAACCCUAAACUGGUUGAUGAAGUGUUUCGCAAAUUGGCCCGAAUUCACGCCAUGGAUGUACCAAUAAAUCGCACAUUUAAUUGGUUAACUACUGAAUUAAAUGACAUUUAUAAACUUGCAUUUGAAGGCAGUAUUGAUAUAAAAGCAAUGUCUGAAAAAUACAAUUGCGAGGCAUUAAUGACAGCAGAUAUGAAAAAUGAGGUUCAAUUUAUCAAUGAAUUGAUAGUAAAAGCCAACAGUCCUAUUGUGUUCAUUCACUGCGACUAUAGAUCUAGUAAUCUAUUAAUUACCGAAUCGGUCGAUAAAUCUGACGGUCCUUUAGUUGUCUGUGAUUUUGAAUACGCGUCGUACGGUUACAGAGCUUAUGACUUUAUGCCACUUCUUCAAGAGUGGGGUCGCAAUCAAUUAAAUCUGAACGUUGAUGGCAUACCUCUUGAGGAGUCAAUAAGCAGACCAUUAAUAGAGAUUUAUGUCGACGAAUGUCAUCGUAUUUAUGGUGAAGAAUAUUCUGCAAAUGCUAUCAAUACUGUCGAUCAUAUUCUCCAUGAAAUCAAAAUAUUUUAUGUUAUUUAUCAAUUCUUUAUGACUUUAAUUUGUUUAAAAAUGGAUUUAAAUAAUAAUGCAAUACUCAAAAACUUGCCAUUGGUAUUCAAAUUUUAA
Molecule: messenger RNA, 2058 nt
Organism: Oppia nitens
Lineage: Eukaryota; Metazoa; Arthropoda; Arachnida; Sarcoptiformes; Oppiidae
Exons: 4
Coding region: 1-2058 (685 amino acids)
Biological process (GO): CDP-choline pathway; phosphatidylethanolamine biosynthetic process
Cellular component (GO): cytoplasm
Molecular function (GO): choline kinase activity; ethanolamine kinase activity
Source: RefSeq, a predicted model, not a curated record